Messenger RNA from Protopterus annectens (West African lungfish), 1211 nucleotides. Its product is annotated as carbohydrate sulfotransferase 6-like. The coding region runs from base 9 to 1211 and encodes 400 amino acids. The record is from RefSeq and is a predicted model, not a curated record. The transcript has a single exon. Gene Ontology annotation, cellular component: Golgi membrane. Gene Ontology annotation, molecular function: N-acetylglucosamine 6-O-sulfotransferase activity. NCBI's taxonomy places the organism in Eukaryota, Metazoa, Chordata, Ceratodontiformes, Protopteridae. Gene Ontology annotation, biological process: N-acetylglucosamine metabolic process; sulfur compound metabolic process; carbohydrate metabolic process.
GUAUCAUAAUGCUGGUAAAGACAUUCUUCUGGAGAGCUGCUGCUUUACUUGUUAUUGCUGAAACCAUUGGAGUGUUAUUUCUGAUCACCAAAAAGGGAACCGACCAAUUUUAUUUUGAGAAGGCACCAGAGAAGUUCCAUCUGAUCAUUAUUUCCACCUGGAGAUCUGGCUCCUCUUUAGUUGGACAACUAUUCAGCCAGCACCCCAAAGUUUUUUAUCUUAUGGAGCCUAGCUGGCACAUCUGGAAAUUGCUGAAUAAGGGCAGUGCUGUAGGUUUACAGAUGGCUGUUAGAGACUUGCUUAGAUCAAUUUUCCACUGUGACAUGUCUGUGUAUGAUGCUUAUUUACCAAAAGAUAAAAAAGUACGGAAUUUAUUUUCAUGGAAAUCCAGCCGAGCAUUGUGUUCUCCACCGGCUUGUAACUUUUUCAGGCAAACAGAUAUUAUUGACCAAAAUGAAUGUGGCAAGCUCUGUGGAAGAAAUAAUUUCUCUAAAGUUGAAGAGGCUUGCAAAGCAUACAGUCAUGUUGUAUUAAAGGAAGUCCGUGUUUUUAAUCUGAAUGCAAUAUACCCUCUUAUGUUAGAUCAGUCACUGAACCUUAGGGUUAUUCAUCUCGUUCGUGAUCCUAGAGCUGUUUUCAACUCCCGAGGGCAACUAUAUCGUGCACUAGCCAAUGACAAUCAAAUACUUUUAAAUCAUAUAUUAAUAGAUAACCAAACUGAAUACAGAGUGAUGGAACUUAUUUGUAAAAGUCAUAUGCAUAUUUAUAACAUGGCAAUGGAAGGACUCCAUCGAAUAUUAAAAAAACACUAUAUGCUUGUUCGCUAUGAAGACUUGGCCAGAAACCCACUGCCAGUGGUAGAGGAGAUGUAUAACUUUGUAAAUCUGGAUUUAAAUCCAACACUUAAGAAUUGGAUACUAAAUGUCACAUGCGCAAAUAGAAGUGGGAAAUACAAUAGGGCCUUUGCAACUGGUCCACGGAAUGCUUCUUUUGUUUCUCAGAAAUGGAGACAAAGCUUGCCUUUCCAUAAAGUUGAAAAAGUGCAAAGAGCUUGCGAAAAAGCUAUGAAUACUCUUGGAUAUCAACUGGUGUACUCUGAGGAAGAACAGAAACAUGUGUCAUUAGAUUUGUUACUCUCCAUCCAAGAUAGGCUUGAAAUAACAAACUCACUUCAGCAAAACAAACAGAAAUUAAAGCCAAAACAAGAUUAG